This is a messenger RNA of Caretta caretta (loggerhead turtle), 2447 nucleotides long. RefSeq names its product transcription factor like 5 (gene TCFL5). The record is from RefSeq and is a predicted model, not a curated record. Gene Ontology annotation, biological process: spermatogenesis; regulation of DNA-templated transcription. Gene Ontology annotation, molecular function: DNA-binding transcription factor activity, RNA polymerase II-specific; RNA polymerase II cis-regulatory region sequence-specific DNA binding; protein dimerization activity. NCBI's taxonomy places the organism in Eukaryota, Metazoa, Chordata, Testudines, Cheloniidae. Gene Ontology annotation, cellular component: nucleus.
GGAAGGCGGCACACCACAGCCUGCUGACGCGUGCGCAGCGGCCCUCUUUGCCCCCGCGCUAGUGCGCGCAUGUCGGGGCGGACACGUGACCGUGCAGCUGCCUUCGGCGGGAAUCACGGCCUGCCGCGUCUGCAGUUGCGGCGCGAGGCAAGGACACAGCGGGUGGCGUCCGCGCGAGCCGCCCUCGGUCACUGGGGGGAGGGGCGGGAAGAGGAAGGCUCGCGGCGGUUAAAAAGCGGCGGCGCACGCGCACGGUUUCUAGUUUGAAGUCAUGUCAGGAUCAACUCCAAAACAGACCUCCAGCCCGCAGACAGUUGCUGGUGUUCCGGACCCUGCUCCUGCUGGACCUGAAGGCCCAACUGACAGCUCCUUUGGUGAGCAAAACCUUAGCUUCACCACCACAGACCUCAACCUGGUGGAAAUGACGGAAAUAGAGUACACCCAGCUUCAGCACAUACUCUAUUCACACAUGGAGGCACAAGCAAACGAAAGCGAAAUGGAAGCUAGGCUCAAUUCUGCUUUCUUCUCAGCUAGUAAUCCUGCAGAUCAACCUCAGCAGCAGUCCUCAGUGAACACCAAUCAAACUGGCUAUUCAUCGUACUCUGGGAACCAGUCAGUUUACCCAGUUAUCUGUCAGUCAGGUCUGUCUUCUGACAGCAAUUUAAUGGGUUCAAACCAAUGUCUGGGGCACAUUGACUUUCAAGAGCUCAGAAUGAUGCUACUUAGUGAAUCUAAUCUCCCUUCUAAUGAAGUAGAUAAAACACCUAAUAGUAACUCUGUAGAAGUCACAGGGCACAGUUUAGUAAGAGUUAAACAUGGUGAAAAUUUUGGUGGGACAAAUAAAGAAACUGUACUUGUUGAAAAUUCAGCACCAGCUCCUGAGCCUAGAUCUAAAUCUGCAGUUCGUGUUCGUUUGGAAGACAGAUUCAACAGCAUCCAGACAGAAAAUCCCCGAUGUCAAGAGCCCCAAGAAUCUGGAGUGACUCUUAACAAUUUAGUAACACUAAUUCGUCAACCAGCAGAACUAAUGGGUAUGCCUGUUCACCAGCAGCAGAAUAAAUGUACUACAUUAGUGAAAAAUAAGACUGCUGCUGCAGCUACUGCUUUACAGUUCACAUAUCCAUUAUUUACGAUGAAUGCCUGUUCUACUUCUGGAAGUCCUAACCCUUCACAAGCACAGAACUCUGGCACAUCAUGUACUAUUUUGGAAGCUGCCAAACAUCAAGACCUUGGAUUACCUAGAGCAUUCUCUUUCUGUUAUCAUCAGGAAAUUGAAUCCACUAAACAAACAGUAGGCACUAGGAAUAAAGCUUUACCUGAACAAGUUUGGAUUAAAGUAGGAGAAGAAGCUUUAUGUAAACAAGCAAUAAACAAAAGAAGCCGCGGCAGAAUACGCCAGUUGGAUACAAAUGUAGACCGCAAACCUCUUAGUGAAAUUCAAAAUAUAUGUGAUAGCCAAAAUACUGCAUCUGCACAAGGUACUUGGCAGUCAACACAGGUAAAUUCAAGUAUGCAGGCACAGAGUGGAACUCAGGGAGGAAUCUCUCAGCGCAGGGAGAGGCAUAACCGCAUGGAAAGAGACAGAAGGCGCAGAAUCCGGAUUUGUUGUGAUGAAUUGAAUCUUCUGGUUCCGUUCUGCACUGCUGAUACUGAUAAGGCAACAACAUUACAGUGGACAACAGCGUUCUUGAAAUAUAUUCAGGAAAGGCACGGGGAUUCCCUGAAAAAGGAAUUUGAGACUGUGUUCUGUGGUAAAACAGGCAGGAGACUAAAACUAACAAGAGCUGACCCAUUAGUAACAUGUCCAAUGCAGGAAAACAUACAGAAUAGCACACCAAUGGAGAUCAAGUAAUUUGAACUAAAUACCCAGCGUUUUAUGGAAAGUAUUGAUACCUAAUGAUGCUCCAUAGCAAUUAUUUUAUAUCCACAUACUGGACUUCAUCUCCUGUGACUACUUUGAAAUUGAAGGAUCCGAGAGUGACUUGCAAAAUAUAAUUUGUAAAAAUACAUAAAUAGAACCGUAAAGAAAACAUUCUUUAUUCAAAAUGGAAAGAUAAAUGAAUUACCAACAAUAUUAAUUGAUCAGUGUCCUCUUAGAGAGCUUUGGGACCAGAGGCAACAAGAAAAUGUCAUGACAGCCACUAAAUCUCUCUCUCCCCCUCCCCCCCCAAUAGCUACCAAAAUCCAUUUUAACUUGAUAUAAUAUAGUUAGAAAUUGUUAUAGACAGUCAACCUGUCCUAUUGUAUUUAGUCAGUCAUGAAUGUACAUUCCUAUUAAAUGUAAAAUAAAUAAAUAAAUAUGCCAUUAUAGUGCCCAUUUCGCAAUUGGAACAGUGAGAAAAUUAAAUUGGUUAGUGCUUGUAUAAUAAGUACACAUCUUACAAACAAUAUUAUAUGCAUUGGAAUUCAGAUUUGAAGUUCAUAUUGAACCGUACAUCCCCAUAGGA